Branchiostoma floridae (Florida lancelet) is the source of this 3213-nucleotide messenger RNA. RefSeq names its product protein FAM76A-like. Bases 54 to 1253 code for a protein of 399 amino acids. NCBI's taxonomy places the organism in Eukaryota, Metazoa, Chordata, Leptocardii, Amphioxiformes, Branchiostomatidae. The transcript is spliced from 10 exons. The record is from RefSeq and is a predicted model, not a curated record.
GAAGAUGCAGAGAAGAGAGGGCAAUGACCUCCAAGAAAUGUCAAAGUUGACGCAUGCGCUCUGACCCACCCAAAUCGCUGCAAAUAUCCCGACUUCCUGCCGUAUUUUUUGCCCAUUUUCGUUACGAAAAAAGAGCUCUAAUUUCGGAAAACACAGUCAUGUCUGCGGGGAUAGGCGCUGCCCCGCUGUUCGCCUGCACCAAGUGCAACAGCAGGCACCCGUUCGAGGAGCUUUCGCAGGGACAACAGUUGUGUAAGGAUUGUCGUCAAGCGCACCCUGUCGUGAAAUGCCUGUACUGCAGGGCCGAGUUUCAGCAGGAAAAUAAGAGCACCAUCUGUAAGAAAUGUGCACAGAGCGUCAAGGCCUAUGGAACACCAACCAUCUGUGAGUUCUGUAACCUGAUCGCGGCGUUUAUCGGGUCCAAGUGCCAGAGAUGCACCAACCUGGAGCGGAAGUACGGCCCCCCCUCCACCUGCGACCAGUGCAAGCUCAGGUGUGCCUUCGACAGGAAGGACGACAGCAAGAAAAAGGUGGACGGGAAGCUCCUGUGCUGGCUGUGCACUCUGGCCUACAAACGGGCGCUGCAGAAAGCCAAGAAGAGGAAACACGCCGACCACGGCCACGUCUCGUCUCACUCAGGCUCACACCACAACUCGCACCACAAGGACAAGUCCAAGCACCACAGUGGCAUCUCGACGACUCUUUUCUCCAGGUCUUCCACCGGCCACCACCACCAUCAUCACCAUCACCACCACCACAGCAGCAACAAGAAGGCCAAGGUGGAAAAAUCCACUGCCAAUGGCAGUGCAAGGUACAGGCAAGCUUUGCCUACUACCUCUAGUUCAAAUCUGGUCCCUCUAAAGAAACCAAAGUUGGAUCAGAGAGCUAAUGGCUUGGCAAGCUCCUCUGAGUUGGCGGACAUCACAAGCACAGACCAGAUGAUCGCCAUGACCCAGCUGCGCGAGGAGGUCGCCAGUCUGAAGAAACAGAUCGAGCAGAAAGACAAGCUACUCCUGGAGAAGGAAAAAAAGAUCACAGAGCUGAAGGCUGGUCAGUGGGAGACGGAAAAGGAGAUGAGAAACAAGAUUCAGAACAUGCAGAAGAACCACCAGGAUGCUGUGGAGUCACUUCAGAGUCAACACCAGGACAGUCUGAAGGCUCUACAGACCAAGAAUCGCGACCUACAGAAGCAGAUCUCCCAGCUGAGCAGUAAGAAGCCAAAGGUCACCACAGCCGCCUCAGCUGCCACUUAGCAGCAACACUGCCACUGUCACGUCUGUCCACAAACCUGUCCCUUAAGCUAAGGGCACAUCCAGCUGUACGUGCAAUUUGUCCGUACGUUUUUUUGGCGGGCCACAACCGCCACGUAUUUCUAAAAAAACGUGGGGAACGACUGGUAAGAGCAGGGAGGGAAUACAUCAACGCACACGAAGUUUGACCUGCACGUUAAGAUCUAGGGGGUGUCUGCGCGCUCCAAAAUCCAUCGGAUUCCCUACGAGUUCGUACGGAGGCGGUACUUACCACUUACGGAUCCCGAAAGAUUGCCCACAUUUUAGCAUAUAGACAGCAUGUAUUUGCACGUACGGCGGGUUGUGCCCUUAGCUUUAGUAUCCUUACAUGCCACCAAAUAAUGCCACACCAAUUCAUGUUUUUGGUCCUCUGUGGUUUGAGGUAGAAAGGUAUAGCAAGAGUACGCAACACAAGAGAGCCUGUGGGGAUUUUGGAACUUUGCGUCCGAGUAUUUUUACUUCCUGAAGCUGAGUGAGCCAGGGCUCAGUGCUUCUCUUGAUCUUCCAGUUUCUUUUUCUAGAUUUGAGAACCAAGAAAUGAAUUUGGUGUGGCCUAUAGUCUUCAGUGGGUUGUUCUUCCUAUGUCUGGCAGUCAGCAUUUUAGAACCUUAUCAUUAGAAUUUUUGUCCAUAUCGUUACUUCCCUUAGAAAAUAUUUGAUGUUGACCCGAUUGCCAUACAUACAUGGGUAUCAACUUUGUAGUGAUUACAUUUUUUGUAUUUUACGGAUUUGUGAAGAUAUCUGCAUUGUUUCCAAGCAUAAGGGCAUCCUAACUCUAGGAAAGUCUUUUCCAUUUUUGUACCCCGUUCUUGAUAGGAUUUGCAUGUUUGAUUUUUGGAGAGGGAGACAGUCAUGUUCCCAACAAUUUCCAAACCAUUUUAUCACCAUUAUUAACACUGCCAUUUCAACCACUGAGGUUUAAACAUAAUUUUAUAUUUGAAAAAAAAAAAGCACAAAUCUUAAAUGCUGACCAGAUAUACAAGAUAUACAUGUGAGAUGUUUUCUUGUACUCUUCAGGUAGAAACACAGUUUUUUAAAAACUUUUUAUCAUCCAAAGCCAUGAUGUUCUUUCCACUCAGGCAGGUUCAGAAAAGCCUCUGUGUUUUAAUGUUCAACACUGUGUGAGGCAGUCUACAGUAACAUGCACAAUAUCCACAUUGCUUGUACAAUGGUACUGUAAAAUUCUCCAACAACACUUUAAGUUUUCCUGUCUACAUGCUUGCCAUUGUGGGGUGUCACCACUCACAAAGGCUACAGUGAGGCUAUCGUUGGUGUGUUGCUACUGAUGUGCACAUGGAUAAAGCAUAGCAGGAUGCAGGUUUGGAGCAUUCGCUCUUUACUUGAGCUUCUCAGUUGGCCAAAGAGUCUUUGUAGUUAGCCACAAUCUCCUUGAAGAUGUGUACGUCUUUGGAGGUGCAAAUUUUUUUUGUAGAGAACUUAGGGAUGCCUGUUGAGUUUUGAAGAAAGCUUUGAAAAUGUCUUCUAAAACUCUGUGGGAUUUUAAGUGUUAGGAAACGGCUAGAGCUUGCCCUUUUUACAAUUGUAUUUUCAGUGUACUUUCAUGUUCGUGUGUUACUGUUGUACCAGUGACCCAUGAACUUGUGCACCCCUCUCUCUUUAAGUGUAGUCUUCCAAAGGCAGCUUGUGACAAUGACAUGUGGUGGUACCAUUGAUAGUGAAAGGGGGGAAAGCUGCCAUGUUUCAGGGGAUUUGAGUUUUUGGAAAGGGGGCAUUUCUGUCAGAAACUUGAAUUUUAGAAGGUGCUUAUUUGUACAUAAAAACUUUGGUCUCAGAUUUUAUUGGAUAAAAUAGUGACAGUAAAUGAAAUGAAAUUUUGAAAAUCUAAGAACAAAUCUUGUGAUAAUGAUUGAGAUUCUCUCACGAAUUGUUUCCCCUAUACAAAUUUGUGUACAUGCAAAAAAAA